Messenger RNA from Strongylocentrotus purpuratus (purple sea urchin), 7422 nucleotides. RefSeq names its product cGMP-inhibited 3',5'-cyclic phosphodiesterase A. Bases 937 to 5637 code for a protein of 1566 amino acids. Lineage: Eukaryota; Metazoa; Echinodermata; Echinoidea; Camarodonta; Strongylocentrotidae. The record is from RefSeq and is a predicted model, not a curated record. Gene Ontology annotation, biological process: signal transduction. The transcript has 16 exons. Gene Ontology annotation, molecular function: 3',5'-cyclic-AMP phosphodiesterase activity.
AGCCCAUCGAGUUGUGAGCUUGUUUUUCUUGUUGUUCUCUAUCUCUUGCAAGACUUUCUGCAGCUGGCACAUCAACUGCAGUACGUAACUUUUCCCUUGCAGUUAAUAGAGUGGGCUUGAUUUUCAUGCCGCUAGGGAAUAGGAAUUCAACAUAGUCUCCAACUUGGCCAAUCAUAAGUUGUCUGGUAGAGACUUCAUACAAACUUUUCAUGCCACGUAGGGUUACAGUUGCAGGUACAUUUGUGCACCCCGUUUGCAGGAAUCACCAGGAACAAGCCCAUUUACCUUACAGGAAUGAUAUAUGCAGUUAACGCACGACGGACGAACUACGACUAACCGCUGCUUUGUUAAUGACUGUCAUGGGAUGUGAUGAAUAUGCUGAUGAGGACUUCCUUACAGAGAUCAUGGUGAUAUGACGUGCCGCCGCUGGGAUCGACUUGUUUUGUUUUUAUCUGGAAAGAUCUGAGACGGUCAUGUGGUGCUUUCCAAGUCACGUUUCGCUUUAAAGUUCUGUGUGCUCUGCGGACGUCAAAGACUUGCCAAGUAUUGAGCAGUUUGUCAAGGAAGGCGCAGCAUUGCCAACACACAAUUGACAUGGUUUCAGGGAAAAACAAUGUAUAUAUAGGUUUAUAACCUAUGACGAAAGGAUAUAUUACACACGUAGUAUGAUGUUAAGUCUAUUGGACUUUGGAAGCGUAUAAAUAACUCAUUUUUGUCUGGCACGAUGUUGGAUGUACUCUGAAAAAGUGUAUUAAGACGGAAGGUUUGAAAGGUUAAUUUCGUGAAUUUCAGACUCUGUGCUGUACCCCGUGGAUAUCAUGUUCAUUUGAAACUUGUCAAGUUUGUCGUUGGGGAUAUUUAAGUGUGAUUUGUUAUUCCAGAAAGGACACGAUGUGCUUCGGAUUCUGAAUUGUCAGCUAGGAGUAUAACAGGAUCAUGCAUGCACAUAGUGCCAAGCUCAGCCACCCUCAUGGGUCUGGGAAGAAAGCAAAGCGAUCCCUCUCUCAUGAGCAUAUGCGGACACACUCAAAGGAGAGCAAGGACCAACCGGACCUAGGGGGUGCAAGGUCAGGCAUGGAGCCGAAGCCUGUGCCUCAUCCGAUUGAUAUUUCUUCCAACCAUCACAAUUAUGCAGAAGCACACCCCAAUUUCCAGGAUGGGAAGGGGAAUUUCUUGAGCAGGGAUGGUCUAAGAUUGAGCAAGGAAAAACAGAGGUCACAUGAUGCUCCAUGUUCACCAAGGUUUAAGGAAUCGUACAUGCACCUUGCAGAUUCCAGUGGCUCACCCCGAUCUAAAGAUUCUUACAUGCAUCAUGCAGAUUCCUCCAGAUCUCCCAGACUUAAAGACUCAUACAUGCAUCAUGCUAAGCCGCAGUCUCCCAGAUCCCCCUUGUCUCCAAAAUCGCCCAAGAUCAAGGAUUCCCAUUUCAGCUUUUGGCCGAAUUCCCCAAAGUCUAAAGAAUCAUACACGCAUCAUGCAGAAGUUCCGAAGUCGCCAAGAUCAAAGGAGCCAAAUAGACAUUCCGGUCAUGGACACCAAUCCCCAAAUGCAAAAGAUGUGCAUAGGAUGCAGGAUCCUGGGUCCCCAAAACACAAAGGGAAAGACCCACAUCAUCAAUGCCCCUCAGACGCUAGUAGUAAGGAUUCAAGGUUCCAAAGAAAAAAUUCUGCAGAGAAGCCUAGCCCAGGAAAGGGCGGUGACAUAGACAAUCAACAUGAUCCUUUGGUUCCUGUGCAUUCUGGCUCGCCACCAGUGAUACGAGCAAAAGAUGCCAAUGGACAUGUCCAGCUUCGAGAGGCUUAUGCUCAUCGAAGAAGAACGGGUGCCAUGUCCCACCCAAAUCUCCACCACAAGCACCUCAACGGCUGCAAAUCUAGGGGUGAAGACCCUCGCGAUCCACCAUCACCUGAACUACCAGCAAAGUCUUCCCGGAGGAGGGCUGCUAGCUCAGAGGACACGACUACCAUUGGACCCAAGUCACCAGACCUAACUCCACUGAUUAUAGGGGUGAGGCAAAGCAGUGAAUCUGUGGAACACAAGAGGCAGUCAUCAUCAGCUCCAAUUUCUCCCCAGAGGUUUUUUCAAGAUAGCCAUGACUCUGCUGGACAGAGUUCCCCAGAAUUACCAGCAAGGGCACGUCGUAAAAAACAAGAUAAAGCUGGAAAAUCAAAUGCGCACCAAUCUCCAGAGCUGCCACUACGUGUGAAUGGAAAGGAAAAGAAUUGCAAUGUCUUUGAUAGUUCAAAGAAGCAAGGGCCAAAUGCAAAUCAUAAAACUAAUGAAAAAGGUGUCCGUCAAGAUAAUACCAAAGAUGUGUCGGAAAAUAAUUCUUCCGUUUUCAAAAACUCUGAUAAACUAUCUGACGGUUCCUUUAAAGGGCUGGAACGUGAUACCCAUUCUGAAGUUGGGAAACAGAAGAGAAGUGAUAAAGUGGACCGUGAUGUCGUUGUAAAAGAAGUAAAGCCAAAGGUUACUGAUCAGUCAACCACAAUGUCAAUACCUGUUAUUGUAGCUGAUAAAGAAGCCAAGCCACUGACAGGAAACAGAGUCCCCUUUGGGGAAGAAAACCAGAAGGAACUCCUGGACAUGAUUGACAAUGAUUGCAGGACCAAGCUUCAUCCAGGACGCCUGGAUGAUCGUUACCUCGGAGGAGGUAUGGUCGGUGGCCACCUUGGUGUCUACCGGUCAGCCUCAAUGCCAGGGUUCACUGACAGCUCCCGUCAACUGGUCAGUCGUGCCACCUGCAUGUCCAGCGGAGGUGGUCUCAUCAGUGGCCUCACCAGGAGCUCCAUGACCCGCAAAACCUUACGUCAGAAGCAGACCAAGUCGUGGACAGGAUGUGGUGAUGGCUCUCCGGGAUGUUCCGAUAACUGGAGAUUCUGUCCGGUGCACAAGGUAUGCAAUUCCGUGGUCGACAUCGCCGUCAUGCAGGAGGCGCACGGCCUCAUCAUGGACAUGCUGGCCGACUCCACCCUCCCACCGAACGUCGUCAGCGGUUUGAAGGCGGUUAGCUCCCUCUUGAGUCCGCCCACCAACUACAACACCUUGCAGAGGCCCAAGAUCAGCCCCUUGGUGGCCCUCAGUGAGAGCAUGUACACGUCGGAUAUUGAUGACUCGCCCUAUGUAGGGGAGCGCCCUCUGUCGUUACCAAAGAGAUUAAGAAGAAGUCUGCCACCGAGUUUGAUACGACGGAUGUCAACAACUUGGACCACUACAACUUCAGCUACAGGUAUGCCAACGUUAGAACCGCAGCCUCUCAGGACCCGCAGCUCAAGUUUCCGCCAUUCUCGCGAUCUCACAUCCUCCCCAAGCCCUGGCAACAGUCGCUCCAGUAGCCCCGCCCCAUUAUCGCGGCAAGGAGGAGGAGAUGGCUCCUUAAAGUCGCGGUCGUUCUCCGUCGGCACGGGAGGUCUCGGUCAACGAUCGCCAUCCCCGAAUCUCAUGCCGCCCGACGGGAAAGGGUUACGGUCCUCCUCGCUACGGGGAUCGCUCGGAGGCAGUUCGAUGCCCACGUUGCUCAAAACUGAAAAUGGACAAUCGCCAAGACUAGACGACUCGUUGGACGCCGCGGAGGAAAGCGACGAUGACACGUCGCGGCUGGAGGAGCUAUCAAAUCAGCCGAUCACGCUGACGAUAACGCCCGACGACGCCGUGAAAGAUGCAUCAGAGAACGUAGAGAAUGCAGAAAGCACCGCUGCGCCAACAGACAAUAAUAAUACAAACAAUGUUGAGAAAAGUGAAGAACCCUCAACCCUUGGGUCCUCUCUUAAACCUAGGGGGAGCAGCAAAAAGAGGGGUAGCGUGACAAUAAGCGAACAUGCUACUAUCAUUGAGGAAGGCAUGGCUAGGACGAUACCAGUAGACGAGACCGCCAUCACGGAAGCGACAGAAGAGCAGGAUGAGGAGUUAGCAGUAGAUGAAAGCCUAGAAGAAGAAGUAGAUCCAACACAUGGAGAGUGCAGGGAGCUCUUAGGAAGGUUGGAUGAAUGGGACUUCCCCAUAUUUGAAAUCUCAGAACUAUCAGAAAACCAAGUACUCAGUCAAGUUGCAUACCGAUUGUUCACCGAUGCUGGCAUCUUUGAAACAUUCCGAAUCUCUCUCCCAGAAUUCAUGAACUAUUUCCGAGCGCUGGAAUGCGGCUACAGGCAUAAACCUUACCACAAUCGUAUCCACGCUGCUGACGUCCUUCAUGGCUGCUACUACAUGUCAACGCAGCAGAUCCCUGGCUUCACCCAGGUCAAUCCAGAGGACCUCGAUCCUAUGGGGCGACAGGACGAUGACCCAGACAGUUUUCACACACCAACCGUGACGCCAAGAGCGAGUAUAUCGUCAGAUUCGAGCUACGGCAUCCUUGCAGGGAAUCUCCCCGCGCUGGAGCUGAUGGCGCUCUACACAGCGGCUGCCAUGCAUGACUACGAUCAUCCUGGCAGGACGAAUGCAUUCUUGGUUGCUACCAGUGCAUCACAGGCCAUUCUGUACAAUGACCGGUCAGUUCUUGAGAACCACCACGCCGCUGCGUCAUGGUCCCUCUUCCUCUCCAAGCCAGAGUACAACUUCCUGUCGUCGCUGGACAUCGCCGAAUUCAAACGAUUCCGCUUCCUGGUGGUCGAGUACAUCCUCGCCACGGACCUCAAGAGACAUUUUGACUUCUUGGUGGAGUUCAACUCAAAGGUCAAUGAUGUAGAUGCUCCGGGCAUCAACUGGGCAGUGGAGAGUGACCGUUUACUGGUCUGUCAGAUGUGUAUCAAGCUGGCCGAUAUCUCCGGACCGACCAAGAUCAAAGAUCUCCAUUGUAACUGGACGUACAGGAUAUCAGAGGAGUUCUACGAACAGGGUGAUGAUGAGAGAAACCUAGGCCUGACGGUGUCCCCCUACAUGGACCGCAACGCACCACAGCUUGCCAAACUCCAAGAAGGAUUCAUCAAUCACCUGGUCGCACCCCUCUGCAAUGCUUACGGAUCGGCCGGACUACUCCCUGGACGAUGGCUCGAUGAGGAGGAUGACGACCAUGCUGCGCAGUCAGAACCCAAGGAAGAAAGUGAGAUGAGAGAGUUCAGCGACAAGGACAACGAUGACGAUGAUGAUGAUGAUGAUGACAAUGAUGAAGAAUCUAAUGAUGGUGAUUCCAAGUUGAGGCUAAAGAGCGCCGGUCAGCAGAAGACGAGGAAGAUGGUCAGUAUCUUGACCAAGCACCUCAAGGAGAACCAUGAGAUGUGGCUCAAGGUCUUGAAGGAGGAGGAGGCGGAAAAGAGGAGGACGGAGAACCCAGACGGUCUUCCUCCGUCACCGACGUCCAAGGACAAAGAAGAUGGGAUGAACUUAAGUGCAAUCCAUACUCCCAACCACGAGAUUAUAAGACAGGUUUUUAUUCCAAGGGGCCAGGAUAUAUCCCCCAAGAAUGAAAGCAAAGAAAGCAAAGAGCCGGAGUGUGUGGAUGAAGAGGAGUCGAUGAAGUCCAUGGCACCCAUCCGGGAGGACUCUGAGGAGCGCACCUCCGACUGCAGUCGCAGCAUGGAAGGGGACAACGGCAUCGCCGACCAAGAACUCAGCGAAGACGGUUGCCAAGACAACACCCCCACCAAACCAGAUGAGGGCAGCAGAGCAGGAGACGUUCAAAAGGCCGCAGAAGAGACGUGAUCCACACAGAGCAACCCCAGCCGCUUCAUAGCUGCGUCAACGCUGCGACUAUCAGAAACAAAGGCAUGGAGCUAUCGCUUUAAACCAGUCAAAAGUGCUAUAAUGUCGUCGAAAUAUUUAUGUAAUUACUCGAAAAAACUGCCUCAGUGUUUGUGAUAACUUGUAAAUUGAAGAUGGAUGACCGAUCGUGGGAUUUUAAAGCGGAUACGUGAAGUCCUGUCUGCGAUAAAUGUCAGUACCUUGUAGGUAGCAGUAUGAUAUGUUUAUGAAAUGUGGCAUUUUGUUGCCUAUGGUAACAGGUAGGUUAUUGACCCCACAUUCAUCAAAAUCUCCUUUUAGAGGUGAUAGAUACAUUUUAUAUCGCCAUGACGAUUGUAUUAACAAAAAUUGUACAUGUUAUAUUGAUGCUCGGCUUUUAAUAUACUGUAGAGCGAAAGAGUGGUGUAAUAGCAAUACUUUGGGCACGACGAAUGUAGACGAAGCAGGAAAUUGCCUGCGAGAAAUGAGAACAAUCUUUGCACCUUAGCAGGAGAUGGCGCUUUGCAUUGAUAGGCGCAUCCUGUGAUAUUUUUUGCAGUCUGCCUUGCAUCUUUAAAAUUUUUAGGAUUGACACCACACAUUUUGUGCCCUUUUAAAAAUUUGAAUGGCACCAAGACAAGUUACCCUAGAUGCAAUGCACUGUGAUUGUUUGUGUGUAUUUAAUUGCACUACCUGAUAAACUGACUUUCAUCCUCAAGUGCGAAGUUUGUAGUUAACGUGCCAAAAAUUAAUGAGGUGAAGAAAACAAAAUGGAUAGAAGUUGCCAUUUGUAGUUUGAGCUACGCCUACUUAUGCUUCCAGUAGUAAAUGUACAUGUAGCUUUGUCAAUUGGUUUGUCAAUAGUAACCGUGGGAUAUGUUUUAUGUCUGGUGUGCUUUAGUUGUUCUUUGUCUUAAUACAUGUACCAUGAUAAGAAUAUGGUUUCAUCGGUCAAGAGCAUCGGUCAAGAGCCAGAAGGGAGUUGGCUCUGUAAGAAAGGUAUGAGUUGAUGUCCGCCGGGUUUGCGGCUGACCAUGUCGAGAGUUAAUGUUGCACAGCACAAUAUAGGGCUUAUUUCCCUAUCUGCAUGUGAAGCAGUGUAUUUUGUUUGAAUUUAUUUGCUAGUUGGCAAUCAAUUAGAAUACUAGAAUGAUUUGAAUUUGGACUUGGAUUGGAAAGGAGAAGCAAGUUUGAAAAUGAAACAAUGUCGAGGCUCACCUUUUCUUGAAAACAUUGUCCAGUCACAGAGGAUUAAAUACUGUAUCCCUUGAAACCCCCGAAAAUGAAUUCUGGAUCCAUUCGGGAUGAAAAACAUAGAAAGUGCUUAUGAAGGUCAGCGGUUCAAGUCCCGCCGUGGCACUAAUGUCCUUUGGCAAGAUGUUGAUCUACAUUUGCCACUCUUCAUCUAGGUGUUAAAUGGGUACCCGGUAGGAUGUGAAAGCUAAUGUGGUUAACUGAGCAAGUGUGUGCUUGUAAAAAUAACGCCUGGCUGGAAUGCUCCCCAGGGAGCGAAGAAUGUCCAUACAUUGUGUGCGGGUAAGCCUGAAUCUGAUGCCCGGGGUAAUAAUAAGUGUGCUAAAUGUGCUUCAAGACCACAGGGGUAAAGAAUUGUGCCGGUACUUCACUCUAAAGCAUUAUCCGGCCUCAAGGUGUACUAGAAUAGUGAGGUGGUGUAAACAGGUUCCAUCUGAAAUCUUGUUCAGUAUUAUACCACAGGUUUAUGUUGGUGUUGCUGGAAAAUGAAUAGCAAAUUGGGAUGAAAAAAAA